This is a messenger RNA of Scaptodrosophila lebanonensis, 2434 nucleotides long. RefSeq names its product elongation factor G, mitochondrial (gene mEFG1). Bases 68 to 2305 code for a protein of 745 amino acids. The record is from RefSeq and is a predicted model, not a curated record. The transcript has 3 exons. NCBI's taxonomy places the organism in Eukaryota, Metazoa, Arthropoda, Insecta, Diptera, Drosophilidae. Gene Ontology annotation, molecular function: translation elongation factor activity; GTPase activity; GTP binding. Gene Ontology annotation, cellular component: mitochondrion. Gene Ontology annotation, biological process: mitochondrial translational elongation.
CGUGUUCUAUCUUUUCCCUGCGCCUGUUGAAAUUAAAUAAAGACUUAUUAAUUAAAACUACCGCAAAAUGUCUUUAAUUUCGCGUAUACUAAACAGCAAUUUGCCGAUGCGAAUCAGUGCAUUGCGCACGUUGCAACAGUGCGGUUACUGCACCCAUGCCAAGUUUGCGGAGCACAAGCCCAUUGAACGCAUACGCAAUAUUGGCAUAUCAGCGCACAUAGACAGCGGCAAGACGACACUGACAGAGCGCAUUCUUUUCUACACCGGUCGCAUCGCUGAAAUGCACGAGGUGCGGGGAAAGGACAAUGUGGGAGCCACUAUGGAUUCCAUGGAGCUAGAGCGGCAACGCGGCAUAACCAUUCAGUCGGCCGCCACCUACACGCUGUGGAAGGACACGAACAUCAAUAUUAUCGACACGCCGGGCCAUGUAGACUUUACGGUUGAGGUGGAACGUGCUCUGCGCGUUUUGGAUGGUGCUGUGCUGGUGCUCUGUGCCGUGGGCGGUGUGCAGAGCCAAACGUUGACUGUAAAUCGCCAGAUGAAGCGAUACAAUGUACCAUGCUUGGCAUUCAUCAACAAGCUAGAUCGGAUGGGUUCGAACCCCUAUCGUGUGCUCUCGCAAAUGCGAUCGAAAAUGAAUCACAAUGCCGCCUUCAUACAGCUGCCCAUUGGCGUGGAGAACAAUUGCAAAGGUCUGGUGGAUUUAGUGCGCGAACGCGCCAUUUACUUUGAAGGUGAGCAUGGCAUGCAAUUGCGGCAGGACGAAAUACCGCAGGACAUGCGAGUGGAGUGCCAGGAACGGCGGCAGGAGCUUAUAGAGCACCUGUCCAACGCGGAUGAGACACUAGGCGAGCUUUUCUUGGAAGAGAAGCCCCUCACAGAGAAGGACAUCACGGGUGCCUUGCGUCGGGCCUGCAUCAAACGCACCUUUACUCCCGUCCUGGUCGGCACUGCUUUGAAGAACAAGGGCGUGCAGCCACUGCUCGAUGCCAUCAUUGAUUAUCUGCCCAACCCAGGUGAGGUGGAGAAUUUGGCUUUCAUUGAGCGCGAGGGUGAGGAGCCGGAGAAGAUUGUGCUGAAUCCGGCACGCGAUGGCAAGGAUUCGUUUGUAGGCCUGGCUUUCAAGCUCGAGGCUGGACGCUUCGGACAGCUGACCUAUUUGCGUUGCUACCAAGGCGUGCUGCGGAAAGGCGACAACAUUUUCAAUGCACGCACCAACAGAAAGGUGCGCAUUGCUCGUUUGGUGCGUUUGCACUCGAACCAAAUGGAGGACGUCAACGAGGUCUAUGCCGGAGAUAUAUUCGCCCUGUUUGGCGUGGAUUGCGCCUCAGGUGAUACGUUUACCACAAAUCCCAAAAAUAAUUUGGCCAUGGAAUCGAUUUUCGUGCCCGAACCUGUUGUCUCCAUGGCCAUUAAGCCCGUAAAUACCAAGGAUCGUGAUAAUUUCUCUAAAGCCAUUGCCCGCUUCACCAAAGAGGAUCCCACAUUCCGUUUCCAUUUCGAUAAUGAUGUGAAGGAGACGCUCGUUUCGGGUAUGGGUGAGCUGCAUCUGGAGAUCUAUGCUCAGCGUAUGGAGCGUGAAUAUGGCUGUCCUGUAACGCUGGGCAAGCCCAAAGUAGCCUUCCGGGAAACGCUUGUGGGACCCUGCGAAUUCGAUUACCUGCACAAGAAGCAAUCUGGCGGUUCGGGCCAGUACGCUCGCAUCAUAGGCGUCAUGGAGCCGCUGCCGCCAAACCAGAACACAUUGCUCGAGUUCGCCGACGAAACGGUCGGCACCAAUGUGCCCAAACAGUUUGUGCCCGGUGUCGAGAAGGGAUUCAGGGAAAUGGCCGAGCGUGGCAUGUUAUCCGGACACAAGCUGGCGGGCAUUCGUUUUCGGCUGCAGGACGGUGGUCAUCACAUUGUGGAUUCUAGCGAAUUGGCGUUCAUGCUGGCCGCUCAUGGCGCUAUCAAGGAAGUCUUUCAGGAGGGCUCCUGGCAAAUUCUGGAGCCCAUUAUGUUGGUUGAGGUGACGGCGCCAGAGGAGUUCCAGGGCGCAGUAAUGGGACAGCUGAGUAAGCGUCAUGGCAUCAUUACGGGCACGGAAGGCACCGAGGGCUGGUUCACAGUAUACGCCGAAGUUCCGCUCAACGACAUGUUUGGCUAUGCGGGCGAGUUGCGCUCAAGCACACAAGGCAAGGGAGAGUUCACCAUGGAGUAUUCACGCUACUCCCCUUGUCUGCCCGACGUGCAGGAACAAAUUGUGCGGCAAUAUCAAGAAUCGCAGGGACUACAGCAGCCCGAAAAGAAGAAAAAGAAGAACUAAGAUCGUAUCUAGUUCAAGUUGUAGCGUUAAAGUCGAAUGUUUUCUAUAGUUUAAUUGCAUCUUUAGUUUUUAACUGUGAUAAACCUGAUGAAGAUUUUUGUAAAAAUAAAAUCCAAGCAAAGUAGAAAA